CCGUGCCAGCUCACACACUCCCUCAGUCCACAGCUGUGAGGUGCGAGCCUCAGGUGUGCGGCUCCUCGAUAAAUACUUGCGAACCUACAACUAAACGCGCAGCAUCCUCCAUCCAAAAAAAGAGGAAGGCUUCUGGUGCAUAAAGUGAAAUGUAUCUUCUAUAACAAAAAUUAUAUAGAAAAAAAUAAUUCUCUGAAAUUGAACAUUUAUCAUAAUAUGUGACACCAGUUUCGGCCCCAUUAUCUAACUGUGUUUAUUUUGAGACAAUCGUGUCACUGUAAGGCGUGGCAGGAAUCACAUGACUGCCUCAGCAUUGAAAGGCGCCGAGUGAUCCCCCCGGCGGCCCGGUCCUCACGUCCGCUCUGCCGCUGUUGUUGUCUCCACACAAUCACCUGCCCGUGCUGUCGCCAGUCAGGGCUCAAGCCGCGCCAGGAUAGACAAGAGAGUCUGCGAGCCUGUUUCCUAUAUCAGUUUCCUUCCUGUGUGUUUUGGUGUAAGAGCUUUUGUUUGUAAAGACAUUGUCCCCAUCCUAAAUCAAGCAGCAACAGCUAAAUGUAACUGGAUUGAAGGAGCUGCAUAGACUGGCAUUGCGGUGAGCUUUACGAUUCCCCAUUUCACUUACGAGGAAGUGAUCGAGCGUGACAACAUCGAUACACACAACCAAGAUGCUUCGGGAGAGCUCCAUGCCGUACUCGAGUCUGCCGCAGGAGGAGGAUGGCGGACAGAGCUACGUCACCACUCGCACGGCAGGCGAGGCACGCGCCCGCAGUAGUACGGGCCGCAUCCUCUCUAUUACCGUGGCCGUACUGAUCAUCUGCGGAGUGCCCCUACUGAUAAUUGCCCCCCUUGCGCUCACUCGGGCCAAUGGGCGGAGUGGCACCAGUAUAACCGAGGUGGUCAGCUGGGGCAUCCCUAACGGGGGUAGUCAAGGGAGUGGCGACGGUGACCUGACAGACAACGACCACUCAGGAAGCAUCAAAGCGACCCCACCAUCCCAUAUAGUUGUGGAAAAUACUCCUCCAAAAGUCGUUACCGCUGCCCCCCCUGUCACAGCUGAAGCCAAUCCAACUACCACCACGACCACCACCACGACCACUACUACUACUACUCCCGCCCCCACGACUACCACUACUACCACCACUACUACUGAACCCCCUCGCACUGAGCAGCCCAUCGUGAUCAGACCCACUGACCCCACCCUGAAGCCCACUGAGGAAGGAACCGGGGAAGUCCAGACCACCGUGAUGCCUCAGCCCACAGAGAAGGCAGGCGGCUUGGAAGGCGGCGCCUCAGACGGGGGUGACCAGAGCGUCUUCUCCUCCCCGCCUACCAAGGGCAUCAGCAGCAUGGUGAACAACUUCCUGACUCAGCACGAGUGGUGGACGCUGGUGGGCCUGGCCGUGGCGGCGGCGCUGGCAAUCUCCACCGUGAUCGCGGCAGUGGCAUGGAUCAUUCACAGGCGCCUCUCCUCACGGCGCCGUAGGACAAACUUACAGAAAGUGAUAACAGACUUGCAGUCCAGAGACAAGGUUAUUCUUCUUAACUCUGAGGACUCUGAGGACGAGGCGUAGAGAAUCCAGCAGGGCAAGACAACGGCAGUGUGACGUACAAGAAUGGAGUUUGUCUGUCAUCAGUGUGGAACCCUCGCAAACAGGAGCAACUUAUAACUCAGUGUUGAUUAAUUUAAGGAAAACAUUACAAUACUGUACAUGCUUUAGUGACAAAUGUGCAUCUAUUUCCACAUUGUUUUCAUUUUAACAUUGUCUACCAAUAAGUGCAUCGUCUUUCCAAGUGUUACCUGUUUAUGUAGUUUUAUGUAUACAUCUAAUUACACAGUCACAUGAAAUCAGACUGCAUUAUUAUCUGAUUACAUUGAAAAUUAUUUUAUAUUGUGCUCUCUCUCUCUCUCUCUCUCUCUCUCUCUCUCUCUCUCUCUCUCUCUCUCUCUCUCUCUCUCUCUCUCUCUCUCUCUCUCUCUCUCUCUCUCUCUCUCUCUCUCUCUCUCUCUCUCUCUCUCUCUCUCUCUCUCUCUCUCUCUCUCUCUAAUUUUGUGUGUGUGGUUCUAGUUCUAAAGUAGUGAAGAUUGUAUUACCAGAUUUUCUGCAUCUAAGUAAAGAGUAAGAGUUCAUGUUACCAAAGAUUUGAUCUGAGAACACUGCCACUGGCCACAGACUAAGACAGUGGCAGACAAAUGGUGGUGUAGCAGUGGGGGGGCUAAAGGAGCCAAGAACUCCUUAGAGAAAAGGUGGUCAACCUUUGGAUCCCUAUAUAAAAAUUCUGGGACAAAGAAAGUAUAUUAAUUGGAAAAUUGUAUAAUUUUCAAUGAGCAAUGGGGAUAGAUUGCCUUUUAAUGGGGUCCCCCAUAUACUGACCCUCAGCUAUGUCACUGUGUGGUUGAUAAGCUUAGCUGACUUUUACUUGGCUGCUUCAUUAUAUACUACCUUUGUCAGUACCAUAAUUUCAAUGAAUACCUACAUGUAAUUUAUUUUGUUGCAAACACAUUUGUUUGGAGUAAAUUGGCUAACACAACAACAGCAGGCAGGGAUGCACUCUCUUGGAAGAGAGCUUUGGUAUACUGCACAACUCUCAUCACCUCAUGAAGCGAUCAACAGCAUUAUCAUAUGUAUAUGCAAUGGUAAAAUGUGUUUAUUCACACUGAUGAACAUGAAAUUGGCAGAUGGAUGCUCAGGCCAGAAAUAUAUUACAAUGUAAAGGUGUCACAUAAUGUACAGUCACACCACAUCGACCCAAAACCACCUACAGACCUACAGGGUAUUCAUGUAAUUCUUUGUCAACCACAAACCCAUCAUAACAUAUUGUAUUUAGUGUUUACCAUAAGAAAAAAAAGUGUGCCAAGCUACACAACCAUGUCAUGAAAAUGUAAAUACACAGCAUUCAGCUGCUUAUAUAUAAUCAAAUAAAUAGGAAACAAUAACAGCCCUACCUGGUACAACCUGCUGAGCAACUACCUGGUCACAUCCAGUAGGUAGGUAAAGCCUGUCCCUCGAAGCAGUGGAAAUAUUGGUGAGUGUGACGCCCUGCAAGACAUCAAGACAAAAUGCUUAGACCCCAAGUCGCAUAGAAGUCCACAUACGGAUUACUCUAUGAUCACAAAUGUGCAAAUAAUUCUGGAUAAACUGUUUGAUUAUUGCAUCUUAUUUAGGAUCAAGGUAAUUUGUUCUGACAAGGUCACAGAUGAGGGCAUUUUCAUAGUACUGUUCUGAUACAUGAUUUCCCAACAAUUUUUCUCAUGCACUUAUAUGUAUCAGGUUUAAUGUAUAGUACAGAGAAUUCAGUUGCCAUACAACAUUAUUCUGGGCAUUUCAAGUGUGCAUACAGGAAGCCACUGGUAUAGAAUUAAGCUAGAGGAACAUACAGAUAAUCUGUUUGCUCCCCAACACACACUACAGGUGCAUUAGAACGUGUAGGUUAUAAAAAGAGUGCACAAAUU
Messenger RNA from Eriocheir sinensis (Chinese mitten crab), 3451 nucleotides. RefSeq lists its product as uncharacterized. The coding region runs from base 666 to 1571 and encodes 301 amino acids. NCBI's taxonomy places the organism in Eukaryota, Metazoa, Arthropoda, Malacostraca, Decapoda, Varunidae. The transcript has 4 exons. The record is from RefSeq and is a predicted model, not a curated record.